Agrilus planipennis (emerald ash borer) is the source of this 4743-nucleotide messenger RNA. RefSeq lists its product as uncharacterized. Gene Ontology annotation, molecular function: chitin binding. Gene Ontology annotation, cellular component: extracellular region. The transcript is spliced from 4 exons. The record is from RefSeq and is a predicted model, not a curated record. NCBI's taxonomy places the organism in Eukaryota, Metazoa, Arthropoda, Insecta, Coleoptera, Buprestidae. The coding region runs from base 40 to 4464 and encodes 1474 amino acids.
GCAGGUCUGCUUUGGUUUUACUUUUUGGAAUUUGGUCUCAUGGUCAUGUCACUUGAACCUGGGUUUUUGGAUUUCGACAACUUACCGGAUACAAAUUUUUCUUGCGUGGGAAAAGUUAUUGGAGGGUAUUAUGCGGACUUGGAAACCAACUGCCAAAUGUUUCAUGUUUGUACAAUUGGCCAGUUGGAUGAACCAAUGGAUAUUCGAUUUCUUUGUCUAAAUGGCACCGUAUUUGACCAGGAAACUCGAGUUUGUGAACGCAUCGAUGAAGUUGAUUGUUCAAAGUCCGAGAAAUUCUACAGUCUAAAUUUGGAGCUUUACGGCAACACUCAACCCCCCCUUCUAGAAGAAACUCCGGAGACCGAGUCAUCUUUUGCUUUAAAGAAGCCGUCAACUACCACAACAACCACAACAACAACGUCUACACCUUCUCCUCCGCCAAAAUCAAAAUCUACAUCGCCAAAUUACUACAACAAUCAUCAACAAACAACCGUUCAUCCUCUUCCUAAAGAAAUCACUUCGGUUCAUCUUCCGGUCGGAGAAUCAUCCGAUAUUAGGUUUAAUCCGUUGGAAAUUAACGUUAAUUUAAAGCCUCAAGCUCCUCCUAUAAUCAAGACUCAAAUUCCAAAGCCCAUUUCAUUCCAUCACCAAAGUUACGUAAACGACAAUCCACGAACCAAAGUAACUGUAACAACUGCUGCAUCUAAUAAACCGCAUCGAGUGCCAUUAUUGCCAACAGUAACUCGUCUGCCCCAAACAUCCCCCAAGGUCGACGUAAUGCUUCAAAUGGUGAAUUCGCACACUGGUCCGACGGCUCAAGAUAUAUUCGAAUUUAUUAAUCAGCAUCAAAAUUCACACGGGCCUGGCCCAACAGAAGUUAACUUUGGAUUCACAUUCCAUGAUACGGAAUCAUCACGUCACACAACUGAAAAUCCUAAUGUCAAUUAUCAUUUUCAUCACCAAGCUCAUGUCGAUGGGCUGAGACCUCCACCUUUAACGUCACAAGAACAAUCAUAUAUUCAUUCUAAAAUUGCUAAUAAUGAUUAUAGGAACGAAUAUUCCUCUCAAACUACAGCAAGUGGAAGAGACAAUGUGACACCGUCUAAAAGACUUACUCCAAAUUUCCAUCAAUUUAGUACGGAAAAGCCGCACGGAUUACAACUGCCACUGCCCGCACUUCCCCAUUUACAUCCCUUGAGCUUUAGUUCGCCUGCCCCGUUUAGUUUAAAUCCCCGCAUUGAAAGUAAAAGAUACACUCAGAACAGUAAUGCCCCUAGAAUAGUGAUAAGUGCUAGAGCUAGUGUAAGUGAUAAUAAUGGAAGAAGAUUAAAUUAUUCUUUAGGUACAAUAGGCGAAACCGAAUUGGUUGGUGUUCCGGUACCUAACUAUGAGGAAUACAAAGACGAUGCAGACGGUAUAUCUUACUACGAAGACGACGACAAAGACAAUAAAAAAGAAAGAAGUAAAAGAAGCAUAGAAGAUGAAAUUGAUGACUUUAUUAAAGCCGAUGAAGACGGUAUCGACGUUUUAAAAUAUCUUUAUGAUUGGUAUUCUAAACAAGAAGAACAAACGACCGUUCCAAGUUUAAUUGCCGAAAUAAAUUACAAGCUUGCACCUCUUGACCCAGAAAUUGCCGAAUCGCGUGGUGAAUAUGCUCUUAAAACUGUCAGUAACCCGCCCUCACGAAAACCUAAAAGUAAAACCAAUUCACAACGAAAGCCAUUCGUAAAAGAUAGAAAAGAAAUAGGAGCCGCCUUUCCCAUUGCAACUACUUUCAACGACGACCAUUCAGAAGAAGAAUUUGGUAGUACGUUCGGUACACCGUUUGGAGGAUUUGAAAAUAAACCUUUCGAUUUUGCUCGCGACACCGACCAUAGUUUCUUCGACAAAGAUAGUCAGGAUAGUUUUGAAGUAUUUAAAGAUACUCCAAACGAUGAUGAUUUUCCCAAUCCCGAUUUAGGAGAUGUUGAAGAACAUAUCGAAAAAGAUGACAAGAAAGGCAGGAAAUACUCUUAUAAGAAAAUUGUGCUCUCCCAGGCAACAGGCGACGAUGACAAGGAAGUACCACAUGGCAAAAGUAUUGUUAAAAACAAUAAAGUUAUUUCUCAUGAAACAUUUUCGGAAUUCACUAACUUCACUGAUUAUGAUGAUCAUGAUGACCCGAAGGACCCGAAGAUUCAACGUGAACAUUUAACAACGGAAAAAGUUCCUCAAAAAGAGUUUGUCACACCUGACAUUGUUAAAGUGCAGUCAGGCACAACAGCAACAGCAACACUAACAACAUUUCCCAUAACUACAGUAACACCACCUCUGGUAUCAGUGACAACAGUGACAGCACGUGAUACUACAACUUCCAUGGGCACAACUACUACUACUUCCGCUAGAAGCGUAAAUAGCAGAGGAAGAAACAAUUCAAGGCGGCGUUCAAGAUACAGAACUACUACACGUCCUCCAGAAAUACAAUCUAUGAGCACAAAAAGAAAUCGAAAUUCACAAAGGCGAACAACAAGCCGCACCACAACAACCACCACCACCACCACAGAAAAGACCACAACUUCAACUGCGACUUCCACGAAGCCAAAGUAUGAAAAAGAUGAUGUUGAUUAUGAAAUUGACGAUUCAUACACCCUGUCGCCGUCAACAACAGCUUAUCCAACGAGUACAAAUUCCAGAACUGGUGCAACUAGUAGAACAGGUCAGAUAAAAGGUUCUGUAGAUUAUUCUACAGCAAGAGUUUCGCUGAGUGACAAGACCACUGCCGAAUAUUCCACAUCUACAGACGCACUUUAUACAACUCAACGUUCUACCACCGUAUCAUAUGAGGGAACAACGCCGCUUGUACCAUCUAAAUCUUCUCAAAAGCAAACUGACUCGAAAUUACAAAAUUCAGAUGAUUCCAGCGAAGAAAUUACUGAAGACAGUUCUGAAGAGGAUGACACAGAAGACACGUCUGAAUCAAGUACUGUAAGUACAACAACCUUGAAAACAUCUCUUCCUCUUGAAGAUAUAUUUAACUAUUUUGUUUCGACGCCUAAAAUUCCCACAAACGAUUUGGUGAGCUCAACAACAACUGAAACAAACGAAACAAUAAAAGAAUCAGACCAUGGAUUUGCAUCAAUUACAGAAGUACCGAGCACUACAGUACAAAACGACGAUUAUACCGAAACUGUAAAGUCCUUAAUUCACGACAUUGAGCAAAAAACGAAGAGCGUAGUGAAUGAAAAAGAUAUUCAAAAUCUAACAGAAAUGACCACAACAGAUAACACAGUUACGAUUGGUACUUUGGUACCGGAUACGCUUACAAUAUCCACGACGGAAAGUACCAUAAGCAAAACAACAACGGAAAUUAUACCGUCGAGAAGGCAUCAUUCCGAUUCGGGAAGAAGCUUCUCUGGGCACAGAUUUGCCGUUGACAAACAUAAACCUGAUGAGCCACCAGUUCCUAAACUACUGCAUGAAUUGCUCGAAUCUGUAAAACAAGCAUUUGAAUCGACUACUCCUUACUUCAACUACCUCAGCACAUACGAAACUACUUCUGAAGAGGACAGCUUUGAUUCCUCCGAAUAUUUAGAUAAUAAUUUUAAUCAACCGAGUACAACAAGAACAACUCUCGCAAACGAUUUUAUUUCCAGUGAAUUACCAUCAACAGAAAAACUGGACGCAGAUUAUUCACGUAAAGAAGACAGUACCAAAAAAUGGUACUUUUUAGAGGAAGAGGACGAUUUAGAAGACAAUUCUACUUCGACAACGGAAUCUCCUAAUACUUCUUUCUCAACUCUCACUACAGAAAUGAAAGAGAAUUCUACAGCCUCAGUUUCUAAUGAAAACCAAAGGGCUGACACCACCACUUUAUUAACGACUGAGGUUACAACGGCAACAGAAACUGCCACCACUACCUCAACGACUACAGCACUUCCAAAGAGAAGAAAGCCCGGGCACCGUUUUGGUGCUACAAACAAAAGGAAACCUCCAUCUCAUAGACUACAUCGACCCUCUUUUGGAGAUUCCUCCACGAAAUUUUCCCGCCGUAGAAGGCCCAACUACCAAAAAACGAAAGUCGACGUUGUCGCCAGUUAUUCCGAAAAUAACACGACGGAGAGAUCCCGUAGACACAGAAAUAAUCAAAACAGUUCUGCCAGUUUACUGACAGAGCAACCCUUGUCGAAAAACGUAAGUCCUACGCAGAGUAAAGAUAACUCUGAAGUCAACGUCACCCCGCCGUACUCUAAGAAGAAGAAAGCCCGGUUACGAGAAGACGCCGGUAGACAGGCGGCAUUUACGUGCUUCAAAAAAGAUUUAAAUAAAUUCUAUUCUGAUCCUAGAGACUGUAGACUUUUCCAUUACUGCACUCCUGGUUAUAGCAAGAGCCAAAUAGUCGAUAUGAAAUUCGUUUGCGAUUUAGGGACGUAUUUCGACGACGAAAAGUUAGUAUGUUCGAAAACGAAACCCUCUAGGUGUUUAUAGAUUAAUUAAUUAAUCAAUUAAUUUUAGCGUAAAUUAUGCUCUCUUGUAUAAUGUCUUGUUGUAAAUAGUCCAUUUUUUAAUUGCUGAAAAUACUGUAAAGCACUUGUUAAAAUACUCAUAGGAUUAUAAGAACUGAGUGUAAAAUAGCUUUUACAAAAUAAAUGUAUUUCUAAAUAUUAAAACAGCACAAUUGUCUGUGUCUGUGUGUACAUUGACUUUUAUAAUGCACAAGGAUAAUAAAAAAUUGAUAUGUAUUCACUUCGCUUGGACCAUUCACAU